Messenger RNA from Lytechinus variegatus (green sea urchin), 3468 nucleotides. RefSeq lists its product as uncharacterized. The transcript has 14 exons. The record is from RefSeq and is a predicted model, not a curated record. Gene Ontology annotation, molecular function: protein binding. Lineage: Eukaryota; Metazoa; Echinodermata; Echinoidea; Temnopleuroida; Toxopneustidae. Bases 1 to 3246 code for a protein of 1081 amino acids.
AUGGCUUGGAAAGCAUGUGCUAGUUUUAUUCGUCUGCUUCCUAUGCUAAUAGCUAUUGUAGCGUUUGUCCCAUAUUCUGUAAGUUCAUCAGGUGGCACAGAGUUCGUCUUUGCACCCAUGCCGAAUCAUCCUAACUUUAUUGCGGAAUCCAUUAUCGGCGUGAUCCUUCAAGCAACUACUGACGAACCAACCACCGUGCACAUAACAGUACCUGGAAGGUCAUUCGAAAGACAACAUAUGAUAUCACCCAAUCCUCUGGCAUUUUCAUUACCAAGAGACCUAAUUCACCAAACGACGUCAGGUCCCAUUGACUCGACAGUUCACGUCACCUCCGAUAAGGCAAUUACUGUUGUUCAUUAUAAUCUUGAUCCUUCAAACUCGGAUUUGUUCACCGUGAUUCCCUCAGAGUCUUUAGGGCAGGAAUACUUUGUGGCAACAAUGACUUGGGAGAGUAACCCAACGGAAGGCAGCGGUGUCGUGACAUUAUCAGCACUUGCAGAGAUUGUCUCUGUGGAAAUCCAUGUCACAUCUGCAGUGCAAUUUGUUGACGAGACGUUUCAAUCUGGAGAUGUGUUUCGAUACACCCUUCGCCCAUUUCAGACAGUACAGCUCCUCCCACAGUUUACAGCCAUCACUGGGACUAGGAUCAUCACAAACACAUCCAUCGCUGUAAGCUCAGGAUCGAAAUGUGCGAACGUCCCUGCGGGUGUUCAGUACUGCGAUCACAUAGCUGAACAACUGUCCCCGUUCACGUCAUGGGGAAAGCAGUUCCUGAUGAGCCCGCUUAUUGGUCGGGGCUCGGGUUAUGUCUUCCAGAUUGUAGCAGGUCGCGACCAAACCACUGUUCUUUAUGACAACAUCGUUUUACGGCUUAACAUGGGGGAAUUUAGGACUGUAGAUAUUCCAUCUCAGACUAUGACGUUCGUUUCUUCCGACAAACCGAUAUCAAUCAUGCAAUACGCCAAAGGAAGAACUAGUGACAGAACUACUAAGAGUGACCCUUCAAUGAUUCGCGUUCCUCCUAUCGAGCAGUACGUUAGGGAUGCCAUGUUCCCGGUUUCUGAGUUUUCCAGGGAAUCGACGUAUAUUGACAGCAUUCAUCUCGAGCUUACUGCAGAAUGUACGCAAAUCGAGAACAUUUCCAUCUUCAAAGACCUACAACCGGUAUCGGUGACCUGGAUAGCCCACUACUCUAUGACAGUACUGAAUGGCACAAUGCUGUGCUCACAAUGGACUGAGGUCAGUGGCGGAUCGUAUCGUCUGCGAAGCGAAGAGAUGACCACCGUUGAAGGGCACACAUUCUUUCCAAGGUUCCGUGCUGUGGUCUACGGGACUGGCUUGGGUGAAUCUUAUCUAUACCGCGCAGGCGCCAAUGAAAGACCUUUGACUUGCAGUAAUGGUCCAACUGGAACAGCCUUAACUAAAGAACACGAUUGUCCAAUUUUAUUCAACCCUGAAAUGGUAUCCUUAGAAGCAACCAAUCUCACCAUCACUUGGGACACAAGUCCAGAUAACUUUGGGCUCUUCCAAACAUGUGUGGUCUACAUCACCAGCGGGGAAGGCAUCAGCAGGGUAGUUACCAUAGCAACCCAUCCACCUGUGGUCCUGUCGCGACUUCACCCAUAUACCAAAUACACGUUCUACGUUAACUGUACAAACAGCUUAGGGAUCAAAGCGAGGCUUGACUUCCCUGCUGAAACUACUCUCAAAGCUGAGCCUCAUCCUCCGACUGAUGUAACGAUAACGGAAGUGACGCAAACAUCAGCUGUUGCAUCAUGGGAACCACCCCUGGUUACAAAUGGGAAUGGAACAGUCGACGGUUAUCUGGUUUUUGCAGAACUUCAGGAAUGUUUGUCCAGUUCCUGCCUAACAGAGUUGAAAAUUUAUCAAAGCAUAGCGGUGAGGGAACACUUAGAACUGGACCCUUUUGCAAAAUACAGAGUUGUCGUCAUAGCGUACAACAUUGACUCAAGAAUACCUGCUCCUGAAGACAUGCUCAACAGUUCGAACGUGACAAGCGGGGUAUUCACAACAUUGAAAGCUGAACCGGGUCCUCCGAAUAAUGUAACGGUCACGGAAGUUACUGAAUCCUCAGCUUUAGUCUCCUGGACACAACCCGUCUUCCACCGUGGACCCAUUGAUGGCUACACCGUUUAUGCCAUCCCAGAGAACUGUAUUUCUGUCUCGUGUGAAACCAUUAAAACCGAUGUGGAUGCUGACGUCCUAACACAUAAGUUGGUCUUGAAGCCAUACCUGUCAUAUAAAGCCGUGGUAUUAGCAUUUACAUAUGAGCCACGGAUUUCUGAUCAUACAAAGCUGAAUAGUCUUCUCGCUUACAGUGAGAGUUUUACUACAUUGCAAACAGUUCCUAUGAAACCAACGAGACCAGUCAUAAACGGUGGUGUAACCGAUUACAGUUUUGACAUCAAUGUGCCAGAAUAUCACAAUCCAAACGGACCGAUCAGCUGUCUUGCGGUAAUUGCUGUUCAGCUUUACGAUGAGACAAUGAGUAUUGAUUCCGAUGACAAUGCUUACAGCAUCAACAAUACAAGGGACUUCAACAUUGCUAAGACUCGAAUAGGGACCCCAUUUCGUGUCACGGUUUUUUCUUCUAUUCCAGCAGACAAUGUAAUCACGGUUGGCUCUCGACAUGAGGUUCAUUCUGAAUGCAACACUUUGGGUGUAGAUGCAAGUCAAGAAUCCAGAAAGCGACAUGCCACUGUGAGAGGGACAACCCUGUACGCCACCAACGGUCCUUUGAAUCCAGACAGCUUUUACUCGUGCUUUAUUCGAGUGUAUUCACCUUCUCAUCAAAAUGGAGAGGUUUAUUUCGCAAAUGGACCGUUCAUAAAGCCGAUUCGACUGAAAGUUCCCGGUAGUGGCACUGUUACGACUGUGAUCACCUGCACGGUAGUUGUGAUUUUUCUUGUUAUCUGCGUGAUCGUGGCACUGAUUUGUAUAAGAUCUCGACGGAAAAGGGCUAAUAAUUCCCCCUCGGCAUCAGCUGCCUUCACGUUUCGAAGAUGUACUGACACCUUACCCACUAGCCCACAUGGUACCCGUGGAAACCCAAACCUUGAUCAUGAUUAUACCACUGGGACGACUGCUCCUGAUUAUACAAUGUUUGAUAAGAAGCCGGAUCCUUUGCAACCAUCUACAUGUAUUUAUCAAAAUAUCAAUGAUGAUGUUGUUGAAGGAGAAUAUGAAUUCAUGAUAUACAAAGGGGGCCCCAAGGGUUCUCCUUAAUUGAGAAGAAAACAAAAUUUAUUGUAAACUAAUUCACCAGCAUGUAGUGGUAUAAUUGCCCAUAAUGUCGAUCUGGCGGGUGUUUCAUAAAGCUGAUCGUUACAAAUGACUGUACAUGCGCCUGGUUACCCCAGGGGCGAAUCCAGGAUUUCCAAAAGGGGAAGGGGCAUUCUUUUAGGAAAAUUUGAGAAUCCCCCCUAAAAAAAGUUUCACUAUGAAAUG